AUGGCUUCUUCCUCUCCACGCCAUUAUUCCGCCCUCUCCUUCUUGUUCCCCCUCUUCUUCACCCUGUUGGCUGCCGCCGUUGCCUCCCCGAACCGCCCCAAUGGCUUCGGCGACGUCUUCGUCUUCGACACGGUGCUGAGGGUCGGCCCCGAGGCAAACUCCACUUACGUCGGGAAGGCGCAGGGAGUGACCUUCGCGGUCUCGCGGCGGGACGUAUCGCUGCUGAUCCCGCUGUUGUUGGUGUUCACCGAAGGGGAGUUCGCCAACAGCACGCUCACGAUAAUAGGAAAGAUGGACGGGGCCGGCAAGGCGGACCGGGCCAUCAUCGGAGGGACGGGUCGGUUCCGGUUCGCCUGGGGCAACGCGGUCAGCGAGGUGAUCUCCAGCUCGGCCGAGGGGCUCAUCGCCGUGUUCGACGUCUACGUCGUCCACCACGCCGGCGUUCGUCCCUAUCCGUGA
Messenger RNA from Musa acuminata AAA Group (dessert banana), 459 nucleotides. RefSeq names its product pterocarpan synthase 1-like. The record is from RefSeq and is a predicted model, not a curated record. The transcript has 2 exons. Lineage: Eukaryota; Viridiplantae; Streptophyta; Magnoliopsida; Zingiberales; Musaceae. Bases 1 to 459 code for a protein of 152 amino acids.